UAGAAGCGGUCGGACCCACGGGCCAAGGGUCUCGACGCCAAUUUCUUUAUUUAUUUCCAUUUGUAAAUCUAUUAGAGUGUGGCAGAUGCUUUUGGCACGUUGUUAUAUACACCAUAAUUAAUGCUAACUGUAUAUUGAAAUGUAUAUUACUUUGAAGUAAUUGUAUUAACGUGAAAAAAAUCCAACGAAACUGUACGAGUAGUUGAUGUGGACACAGAUUCAAUUCCGAAACUAGUUUUUCGAUAAAGCUUUCCACGUGGAUAGGUUUCGUCUACUUAAUACAAUCUUACACUAGAAUUCAUUAAAAUACUCCCGAUAUGUAUCGAACAAGUAUUUAAUAAUAGACAAUUAUUAUAUAUUUUAUGCAUAAAAUUAAUCUCACGAAUUUGCUUAAUCGAAAUGUGAAACUUAAAUUUGUAGCUUUAUUUAAUAUUUUGUUUAUACAAAAUUACAGCUAUGUCUAAUGACCGAAUGUCGGCUUCUAUGUCAUUACACGAAAUUACUUUUAUAAUGAAAUGGCUGAACCAAAAAACCGGCCAAACGCAAGAAUCGCGUAAACGGCUACUUCGCAAAAAACUAUAUUCCUAGACGAAUUCACGUAGGUAAUCUACUGUAAUUUAAGAAUAAUGAUUCUAAAAAAGCGGGGUAUCACGCAUCGAUCAAGUUGGUCGGUAAAAUUAAUUAUAUUCAAAGUAUUAGAUCUAUUUUCGAGAAAACGAGAUUGAGCGAGGCAAAAAACGCCACGAGUGUAUGUCGAAAUUGGUAACGUGGAGGUACAAUUACUUAUUAAAAUUAAUACAACGACUCGGCCUUCGUCCGCCUUCGGGUUGACUAUCAAUCUAACGUUGCUCGAUUUCUGUUUACCUUGUUUUGAAUUAGUUGACUUUACAUAUGCUCUGGUUUUGGUUGGAACGCAGGUGUAAUUAUCGUGUUUGUUGUCGGUUACUAAGGUUGUACUUCAUUAAUUAUUAUCAAAUAGAUCAAUUUAACAAAUCAAGGAGACUAAUUUAAAUUUUGUUUGUUUCAGAUGUCACAAUUGUUGGCUGAUCUUGAAGACUGAUUAGUUUUACUAUAUGAAGCCAACUAGUCAGGAAAUGUGUGAUCCAUGAAGCGGAAUCACAGGUCGUUUUCGAUUGAAGGCGUUAGAGUUUACGCUCUGCGAUGACUGCGAUGGCGGCCCACCAGGAAUCCUUGCACGAGAGGCUACAGCCAGUGGAAGAACCCCUGUACCUUCACCAUGGCGCACCCUGGCCCGAGACCGCCGACCAGCAGGAUGAGCACAGCAUCGAUGCCUCCCCCUACUACAACAUGCCAAAAAGAAACAAGAGAAAGAACUUCAAACCGCGAUGCGCUCCCAACGCCACGACCUUUUCGGACGACUCUAACGGAGCCAAUGGCGACCAAAGCCCCGUCAACGGCAACGAAAGAACAACACCCGAACAAACAGAAGAAGAUUAUCCUAAAAUAGGAGUAACAAAUUUUAAUUUUCUCAAAGGAGUCGCUGUCGACCUAAGUAGGAGACUAAGCACCGACUCCAACGAAAACAUAGAUUCAAAUUACCAAAAUAGGUUACCCGAUGACAAAAAAAUUGAGUCGUUCCAGCGCUCGUAUAUAGAUAGCUUACAAAUAAGCCAAGACGGCCAAAGGGAUCGGACCGUCUUAAAUUUUAGUAAUUUACAAAAUAAAUCUUUCUGUGCCAAAAAUCCUUUUGCAAUAUCUCAGUUAAUUAAGACUAACUCGCCUCCUAGAAGAAGGGAGUCUGAAUCUGAUGAUGAUAACAAAGGUCAAGAUAUAAAUGCAAAUGAUAGGUUAGGAGAGAACCAAGAACCGAUGGAGGUUAGUGAGACACAGCAGAAUGGAGAUGGGUCAAACGCUACUAACAAAAUGUUACGGGACUAUGCAAUGAAUACGAUGAAGGAACUGCUAGAGAUUUAUGGAUUGUCUUCCAAUGAAGUAGCUGAUGCUAUAAGCGGACAGAUCAGGGCUUUGGAAGCACUCCAAGGUAAACCUUUUACGCAGCUGCCUCUAAGUUUGAAACGAAGGCACGAUUCUGGAGACGGCGACAAAAUCCGUAGAAGGUCUUCGUCAGCGACUGAGGAUGAAGGCUCUACUAAUAUAACCCCACCGAAGACACCUGACAAUGACAUGGAGGCUCAAAGACAAAGAGCACUACAAAUAAUCAACCAGCAGUCAAUGCGGCUGUUCGGCAGGGCCCCCGAAGAAGAAGGGAGCGGUUCUGAUGAUGGAGAACAAACCUUGGACUUGAGCGUCUCAAGAGACACCGACGGACAGGAACAAUCAACGACAUCUAGCGCCGGCAACAGCGUGUCGGAGUUCGAACAGCAGAGCUUACUCAUGCGCAAGAAUCUCGAGGAUUUAGCGAAUCUGCAGAUGCAGGGUUUUUUUCCGAAGCCAAUGACUGAUGCCGACGAUGCGCAAGAAAGAAAACUGCAAGCGAGCGGUUUGCUGUCGGCUUUGAAUCAUUUGGAUCAAGCGCGGAAGAAUUCUUUGCAAACGACGGUGGAUUACUCUAGAUAUGUCAAAAGGUAUAGCUCGACGUUGGAAUGCGGUUCCUCAUACUGCAAGGAUCUGGGCUACAGAGAACACUUCCACUGCAUGGACUGCCCCGCCAGGGUGUUCUGCAAGAAAGAAGAGAUGAUCAGACAUUUUAAGUGGCACAAAAAACGCGACGAGUCGCUCGCGCACGGCUUCAUGCGUUACUCUCCCUUAGACGACUGCUCGGAGCGCUUCAGCGACUGCCCUCACAACCGUAGCCAGACCCACUACCACUGUAUCCAGGAUGGCUGUGAUAAGGUGUACAUCUCUACGUCAGACGUGCAAAUGCAUGCCAAUUACCACCGCAAGGAUUCUGCCAUCCUUCAGGAAGGUUUCCAGCGGUUCAGAGCCACUGAGAGCUGCGCGGCUCCCCACUGUGUGUUCGCUGGUCAGAGGACCACGCACUUCCACUGCCGGCGGCCUGGCUGCACGUAUACUUUUAAGAAUAAAGCUGAUAUGGAAAAACACAAAACUUACCACAUCAAAGAUGAAGCUCUCUCAAAAGACGGCUUCAAGAAGUACAUGAAAAACGAGGCCUGCCCGUACCGCGACUGCCGCUUCAGCCGCACCUGCAACCACAUCCACUGCAUACGGCCGCACUGCAACUACGUGCUGCACUCCAGCAGUCAGAUUUUCACGCAUAAGAGGAAACAUGAGCGAAAGGAGCAGGAGAUGAGUUUCGGGCUACCGACAUCCGUGAUUCAAAGCGCGUUAAUGCAGCAAGGGGCUGACCUCAGCAUGUAUUCCCCUGGGGCUAAUCUGCAUAUUGAUGAUGAUAUGUCCAACUCAAUGGUGGACUCGGACUAUCCUUAUCCAUUCAACCCAGCUUUAGUGGAAGAGGUUUCUCGUAAAUACAUAGAAACUUUCAACGGAGGGACGGAAGCAGAAGACAAAUGCGGCAAAUGCAGUGCCUUUAACAAGCACUAUCAUUGCUUGGCAGAAAACUGCAAGAUGGCUCACAGCUGUCAUAAUACUAUGGUGAAACACGCAAUGGAACAUGAACAACAGAACCAAGUGACUGAAGCCUACUUCAUGACCUAUUCGAGGAAUAAUCCUUGCUCCAACUCCGCAUGCCAACAUAUCAGGGACAUUACACACUAUCAUUGCACUUGGGAAAAUUGCGGAGCAGUUAUUCUCUCAUCAGAAGAACAUCCAUUCAGACGGUUGGAGCACCAUCGUCAGCACGCAAUCCUGAGCCCUAUGUCUCCCAAUUUAGCGGCGAGAUUCGCUCCCAACUUCACGCCGCAGCUCUCAGCCCAGUUGCACCCGAACAUGGCAGCUCAGCUCGGCCAAGUGCCGAACAUACCCAAUCUUCCUCCGAACUUGGCACAGCUGGCUCAAAUGACGCCAAGUCUGACGUCGCAGCUGAAUCCGAAUUUGCAAGCUCAGCUUAAUCUCGGACCCAAUCACGGGCUAGUUCCUCAACAAGUCAAUCCAUCAAGCUCACUAGAUGAGAUGUUCAGUAGGAAGCGAGGAAGGCCACCUAAGAAUAGGGUGGUUGAAGUUUGGACUGACAAUGUGACUCCUCAAGCGAUAUUUACAUCAUUCAAACUGCCAAAGAGCAAUCAACUACCUCUACCACCCGUCCCUCAAGCUCCUGUUAUAACUACAGUUGAAGAGUUUCCGCGCAUCAAAUUCCAACAUUUUGAAGUCUUCACAACACCCGAUGCCUGCUCACAGUCAUACCCUAACUGUCAACUAAGAAUGACGAGACUCCAUUUCCACUGCUUCAACUGCAGUUUUGCUGGGGAAACACAUAUCAUCAUGGAAACGCAUAUGAGAGAAUCUCACUCUAUCAGCCCUCUAUUAGAUGGCUUCGAUUACUUCGCUUCCUUCGACCACUGUGGUGGAAAGAGCUGCUUUAAGAACCAACUUCGCAAUCACUUCCAUUGUGCUCAAGGGAACAAUUGCCCUGCAAUUUUGACUCAAUACUCGGCCUUGGCUACUCAUAAGCACGGAAGAGGAACUCCGGUUAUCAAGAGUGAAACAGAACAGGACAGACCUUUUGAGGAAGUGAAAGAUUAUUCUUUAAAAGAACGAGCUUCAGUAGACAGCGUAGUUUCUAUGAAAGAAUCUAAUGAAUCGUAUACUCCCACAAAUUUCUCGAUUAAAAGUGAAUUUGAUAGAGAACAAGAUAACAUUUCGGUAGUAAAAGCGACGGGAACCUUCUAUCCAUCGUCUCACCUCAGAAGCAACACGUCUUCACCGCGCAGCAUCUACGACGCUUCCCCAUCAAAAGACCUCAAGCUCCGUAUGGACUAUGAUAAGAAACCUUUCGAUGCCACAAAGUCUGGGCCAACGAUCCCGCCUUCGUGUCAUGACCAAGCUUGUCCUCUUAACAAGAAUGCUGGAGGAAUGAAUCUGCAUUAUCACUGUCCUCACUGCAAUCAGCCAUAUGUCGAUCUGAAGGUGUUAUUCAGUCAUAUGGUGAAGAAACAUAGUAAUGCUAUGGACGUUGGACCCGCUGGUCUGGCUGCUACUAAGGAAACCUUGGAAAGGGAAUAUCCUGAGAUUUCGAUUUUGCCAUCAACGGCAUCGUCAUCAGGAACUAGUCAAGUGCCAUCACCUGGCCACAGACCACCAAAUCCAGCCGAACAGGUUCAAGCCGUCCAAAGCCUGCUCCUCCAGCAGUACCUGUCCGGCGGCCGGAAGGGCAGCCUGCAGGAGCAGCUGAAGAUGCAGCAACAGUACACGGCCUCGCUGGCCGGGCUGCCGGGGCUGGCGCAAGUAGCACUCUUCUCGCAGGGUGGUUCUCCCUUCCCACUGUACCCGACGAUGCUGUACCCACCAGAGUUACUCUUAGAACAGAGCCUGUUACAAGGUCACGGCAUGCCACCUGGCAUGGACAAAGAGGCUGAGAUGAUUGCAAAAACGAGACGUACACACACCACUAGGGGGCCCCACAUGCGGGUGCUGAAGGACGAGCCCAUCCCCGAGGGCUACCUGCGGUUCCGAUUCAACGAAGACUGUGCUUAUCAGCAUUGUGGAUACAGGGAGCACCAAACCCACUUCCACUGCACCCGCAAAGACUGCGGCUACUCGUUCUGUGAUAAAACCAGAUUCGUGCAACACACCGCGCGACAUGAAAGACUGGACACGUUGAUGGGCGGAGACUUCCAACAAUACCGAGCCAACGUGUACUGUCAGCGGCCGGACUGUCCGCACGCGUCUACUUUCGGAACAGGCCAGAACAAGGCCUCCCACUUCCACUGCCUCAAGUGCGACUUCGUGUGCACGGACACCAACAAGGUGGUCGCCCAUCGCCGGCAACACCAGAAGCUGGACAGCAUCCAGGCCGCUGGCUUCGAGAAAUUCCCGCCCAGUAAAGCAUGCGGCUACGAGCCUCAAUGUAUCCACAGCAAGAAGCAAACCCACUACCACUGCCUGCAAUGCGGCUUCGCCGUGCUAGGCCUCUCUCAGAUGACGUCACACAAGUACAAGCACCAGGAGGCCAACCUCGGCCCGUCCACCAGCGCCACCAACUGACUAGCGACCCUAUGAUGGAGAGGAUAAAGUCUAAUUCAGACUGGCCUUUAUGAACUGGAUAAAGGUUUUCAAAAAUAUAAGUAUCCAGAGGCUAUGCAAGAGCGCCACCAGCUGAAUCGUGACCUUAUGGCUCAAAGUUAAAGUCCAGAUUGGACUGGACGAGUAUAGUGAAACUAGAUUAAGGAUUUGAUAUGACUUACAAACAUGAUUUGUAAACAAAACACUUAAUAAACGUGUUACUGUGUUUUGAAUAUGGACAUUGACGGAAACUGCAUGUGUGUUGCAUAUAAAAUUGUCAUUUUAUAUCUAAAGAUUGACUUUGUCUAAACGAGAGCAAUAAUUUUGAAAAGGUUUGAUUGUAAAGUGUGUUUGUCCCUCAAAAUAGUGCCUUAGACGCUUUGAACGGAUUUAGUGGCAAAAAAGUGCCAAAUUAAAUUAACACUAUUCAGAUUUUUAGAUUUUGUAAUAUAAGCAAAGCCUAUUCCACUAGUAGAAGAGGCGUAAAUAUAUAAAAAAAUAUUAUUAAUUUAACUGUAUUUAUUCUAUUAAAUAGAAAUCGUAGUGUGAGAACAAUUUAAAUGAUAGAACAGGGUUUGAAGAUUUGAGUUAGUCUAUUUAAACUGGAAAAUUGCAUUUUAGAGACAAUUUAUGCAUUCACGCCUUUUUGUGGAAUAGGGCACGUAUUUAAAAUUUUAUUCUACAAAAUGUGUAUGCAAAAACGGUUUUAGAGGUGAUAAAAUUCUAAAAUAGUUACAAAAUUGCAUGAUAUAUUUAAAGUGUGUAUUUUCCUAAAUCCCGACCAAUCUUAGAUGAUAGUUUAUAUAAAAUUAUAUAUUUAUUACUAUCCCAAGAAAAGACAUUUUUACGAAUAGUAUUAUUAAUUUAGGCUUCGUAAAAUUCUAAAGUAAGGCAUUAAUUUUGGUUGAACGCCAUUGUGCCUGAAACCUAACGUGACAAUACCGUGGUAACUGACAGAGUACAAAUCGUACUAAAUUACAAAAUUUGCUGUCAAAAGUACCGCUAUAGGUUAACUCGAAAAUUAUAACUUAACAAAAAAUAUUUAAAAAUCGUCAAUUUUAUAAACAAUGUAAAUAAGAAUUUAGAGUAUAUUAAAAAUCAUUGUUAAUAAAAAAUAUAUUGGUAUAGUAAGUAUAAAAAAUUGGAUCUGUACAGAUAUGAAUCAAGUGCUAACGUUUGUGAUUCGUGAGGUAGCCAUAAAAUGCCAUAUUCAUACAAAUAUUUUAGUAAUAAUCGCUGAAAUUAAUUUAAAUCAGUAUUAAAUUAGUCAGAAGUGUCCUUCAGAAAUCACCUUUUGCAUUCCUUUAUUAUUCCCGGUAUAUAGGUGUAUAUCGCAAAAGUUACUGCACCAACACCAAAAGUAUAAGCAUCAGUGUUGAGUAUAAACUACCAAGGAUCGCUUACAGCAUUCUGAUAUAUUUCUAGAACUGGUAUGAGGGUGCAUAGUAAAAUACUAUAAGUAUUAUAUCUUCUUUAACUAUAAUGGUGCCUAUACCACUUAGUAACUUUUGCGUAAGUCCCUUAAUAUUCAUUCCUUUGUAGAAUUAGAACGGUUCCAGUCGUUAAAAAGAGUAGUCAAAUAAAAGUGUAAACUGCGAUUUUUAACGACAGUAUUAAGACCAAACCAGUUUGAAUCCUAUACCUAGCUUGUAUCAGUAUUUUUUAGUGUAAGCUCUCUCACGUUGUUCCUAUAUCAUUUCUUCGCACAUUGCCCAUUUACACAAAUGAAAUAUUGUUCAUAAUAUUUAUUAAAAACUGUUCUUAACGUUCAAACAUUGUAGUUUAUUUAAUAUAUAAAUAAAUUAUUUUGUGGCCCUAGUGAAAAAGGGUACAAGUCUCUGGCAGUUUAGGUGUAUAAGGGCAUAAGUGUUACGUGGAACUUACACCCCUUUACACCUGCGCUGCCAGAGACUUGUACCCUUUUUCACUAGGGCCACAGUUAUAUUCUUUAGCAAAAGCACCUGCAAACACAAUCAAGUCAGAUAGUUACAAAAAAAAACAAUUGUAAAUUCAUAUGCUAAAUUGUACUAGCCCUUAUGUUAAUAGGUAUUUUGUAUGUAAUGUGUAAAUGGGUAUUUUCAUUUUUGCAGAUUGUACCUAUUCAUCUUUAUGUUGUCAUGGUCUUUACCUAAUUAUAUCACAGUAAAUGUCUUUCAUUUAAUUCAUUAUGUCUAUCGAUUCCGUGCCAUAAAAUAAGUAGUCAUGUUUUAAACUGAUGACUAUGUAAUUGGACAAAAAAUAUUUAAGUUACCUUUCAAUCGUAAAACUUUGAUUACUUUAAUUUGGAUUUAUUUUUCUCAUUCUUUAUUUUUAUAGGCAUUGGCAGCUAAAUAGUCACAAUUAUUUGCAAUUAAAAUAUGAUUUCUCACAUUAUUGGUUGUUAUUCUUCUUGUUUUGUUAUCUAAUUUUACAUUUAAUGUUUUUAUUUCAACACUUUUAAGGUUUUCAUCUCUCAUAAACACUUAAAAAUAAUUUAAUCGCGUAUUUAUGUAUUUUAGUAUACGUAGCUUUAAAUUUAGUGAGUAUACUUUAAAAAUAUUAUUUCUUUUAAAAUAUUAUUGCACAAAAACGAGACAGGAGUGUUGCUAGAGUAUUUAAAUUGAUAAAAGUUUCGUACAAAAUUGAGUUUGUGUAUUUGUAUGUAGUAUCCGAAUGUAUUCCGAAUAUCUUUGUUUAGAAGUUUGUUUGAGAUUACAGAACUAUUGGUAUGGAAAAUAGAUUAGUGUUGUUUACCUCAUGAGUUCUAGAAAUUAAACGAGAAUAUACAAAUCAA
This is a messenger RNA of Cydia pomonella (codling moth), 8833 nucleotides long. RefSeq lists its product as uncharacterized. The transcript has 26 exons. Gene Ontology annotation, molecular function: RNA polymerase II transcription regulatory region sequence-specific DNA binding; DNA-binding transcription factor activity, RNA polymerase II-specific. The record is from RefSeq and is a predicted model, not a curated record. The coding region runs from base 1162 to 6042 and encodes 1626 amino acids. Gene Ontology annotation, biological process: regulation of neuron differentiation; positive regulation of transcription by RNA polymerase II. NCBI's taxonomy places the organism in Eukaryota, Metazoa, Arthropoda, Insecta, Lepidoptera, Tortricidae. Gene Ontology annotation, cellular component: nucleus.